GGGCAAACCGAAAGAAGGGGGGAAGCAGUCAAAGAACGGCAGGGUUAAGAGGAGACAACACCACAGGCACGCUGGGAGGGAGACGCCCGAGCAGCGAUGGAGGGAGAGAGGGAGGAACAGGGAGAGCACGCGGGAAGUGGGAUGACUUCUACCCAGGCUGAAACACAGCCUCAGAGCUGUGGCGAGGAAAACAACGAGUCCACAGACCUCGAAGAGCAAGAUGGGAAGGAGGAGCAGGGUGACAGUGGUGACUGUGAUGGAGAGGUUGAGGAGGAUCAGUGUGUCAGCGGUGCAGGGAUGUCACCACGGGGGACGGAGACGGCCACAAACGCACAGGACGAUGCUGACUGCCUCCCAGUGUCCCCCCUGCAGACAGAAGAGGAGGUGACCCCCCGUUCAGUGUCAUCUCACCCCUCCAACGCGCAGAAUCGCCCGUCUGAACCCUGCUGGUACUGCAUGAGGUCUCUUGACUCAGAAUGUCGUCCUGAAGCUACUAAACAGGAGGACUCUGAUCCUCUGUCACCGCUGCCCUCUGCUGGGCAGAAAGUGAGCUACCAGACAGACCCUCGACCUCAUUUUGGAGUGGCUUGGUCCUCUCGCUCCACAUGUCGCCCUCUGUGGGGCAGCGAGGGCCCCUGCUGGGGACAAAGACACCAGGAGGUGCCUGACCAGACGGACACCUGUCCUCACUGUCAUCUGGGCUUGCCCCCUGACACACUGCGGUGGCAUGAGGCAAAGUGUCUGCUGUUUGAAGGGCUGAGGACCUCGAAGAAAUAACAGAAGUCAGCGUCAGAGGAAGAUUGUCGCUAAUGUCGACGUUUUAAAGAUGAAUGUUUGUUGUCUGUAUUGGGAAAUUCUCAGGAAACUCUUAGCACCUUAAGAGUUGUGCAAUAUCUUGCAUGUGCUACUGAAUCGCUAUAAUAGAGCUUUGUCACGUUUAUCCCUCAUUUCACUUUAUGUUUCAUUUCUGUGUACCCUUUCUAUUUGUUUCUUUUGAAAAAAUGAAUUGGCCUUUGUAUCAAUUCAAUUUCCUUUAUCAGUAUUUGAGUAAAUAUAAUCAGAAAUGGUUCCAAAUGGUCUGUAUGGCAAAUAAAUAGGGGGACUUUUCCCAGUAAAACUACUAUGGAUUUGUUUUUGUUUUUCAUAUUUAGGUUGUUUAAUUUUCUGAGUAGGCAUUUAGACAAAAAAAGGUAAUGA
Messenger RNA from Mugil cephalus (flathead mullet), 1197 nucleotides. RefSeq lists its product as uncharacterized. The transcript is spliced from 6 exons. The record is from RefSeq and is a predicted model, not a curated record. The coding region runs from base 97 to 777 and encodes 226 amino acids. NCBI's taxonomy places the organism in Eukaryota, Metazoa, Chordata, Actinopteri, Mugiliformes, Mugilidae.